Messenger RNA from Brassicogethes aeneus, 2000 nucleotides. The record is from the annotation of a GenBank genome assembly. NCBI's taxonomy places the organism in Eukaryota, Metazoa, Arthropoda, Insecta, Coleoptera, Nitidulidae.
GAGACUUUCUGAACCAGCCCUGUAUAGUAUAGUCUAUUGUCAGUUGACACUUAAAAAUAUUUACCUAUUUAUAUUUUAUACACAUCAAUUUACAAUGAACCGAAACCUUGAUAAUGUAACUAAUAGAGGAGUUACAACCAACAUAGAAACAGAUACUUCUUUAAGUGAAAGCUACGACAAAAAAGAAAAUAAACACCCUAAACGAACAUUUAGUUGGGUGAAAAAGGAUUUAGAAGCAGUCAUAGACCUGAUGGGACCUGAUACCCCUCAAUUUAGCCAAUCAGUUAAUAUAAAUAAUGAUCAUAAAACCACUGAUUGUUCAGUUAUGCAAAAAGAAGAAAAUUCAUUGAUUUCUACCCAUGAUGAUUCUCAGAACCAGACCACCUGCACUGAAACCUUACCAAGAGAUGACCAGUCAUCAUGGCAAGCAGAGCCAGCCACCACUGAUUAUUCAGUUAUGUUACCCCCUUGCCCACCCCCAAUUUACGCAAAUCAACGUGAACAUGCUUGUUUUUGUCCUGAAGAAACUCGAAUUGGCAAUAGACCAGUGAAAUUAGCUUACCCAAGAGCGCACUCUCCCAUACCGCAACGUAAUAAAAAUGCAAAAAAUAGAAAAAACAAAAGGCGUAAAAUUUUUACGUGGCUGCAAUCAGUUAUGGGUGGAAAUAUCCAGGAGGAAAUUGAAUCUCAACAGAGCGAUCAUUACAAAAUUAACGCUGAAAAGUCGACAAUGGAUAAAGUACCACCAAAAAGAUUAGUAUUUGAACUUGUGGACAAAUCGCAAAAGAAAAAGAAACCCAUAAUAAUACAGUGCAAUAACCCUGCGUGUAAAAGAAUGGCCCCUGAAAAAUACAAGGAUUUCAAAAACAGUCAAAACAACGAAAAAAUGAUGAUACGAGAAGUUUAUCAAAAUGACGACAUAGAUAUUGAACCUUUUUUCGAGAAUAAUACUUUUGGGCAAUCGCCCAAAAAAGCGACUUUGUUGGACAACAACGGAACCACCAGAGUGGAUGUGUAUUAUUUUGACCAUGGAGACUCGAAAUUCUUGCAAACAGUUGAUAGAACCCCGCUGGCUGUAUCCGAAUUAUUGGCCGAAAAAACGGAAAAUUACACAACAAAAUUUUGGGCCGAAGUAUUCGGCACUGUACACAUCGGUUUUUCAUUUUGCACGUCGUUUAUACUGCAAUUUUUCAGAUUUCUUACCGUGAGCCUUUUGAGGCCUUUAACUGUGGGUCUGCUGCAAUUGAGUUCGGAUUAUUUUUUGAAACCGUUUUUGGCGACUUUUUUUAACGCUCUUAUACAACCACCGCUGGUUUUUCUAUUUAACAUAGCAACUUCCAUAAGGGACGUAUUAAAACCUUUGGCGGAAGGAAUGGGUUUCUUUAUAAGGGAGUUUUCCGUAUUUGUGGGAUCCUUAAGGUUUGUGGAAGUCAAGAAAAACGAUAUAUGCGAAAUUGAGGAGUCUGUGCGGGGUUGUAAGCAUCAAAAGUGUGAUCCUAGAGUGUAACUUUAAGAUAACAAUUUUUUUUGUAAAUUAUGCCGGAAAAACAGAAAAAAAACAAGAAAAACAAACAGGACAAUGAGGACGAAGAGGGUGAAGAAAAAAAAAAAUUACCAUGAGUUUUGCAUACCACAUUGGGAAUACGUCGAAGCCCCAAAACCAGCAUGUUUCACUCGAUUGGAAAUAUUGGCCAGGCCAAACAAAAAUUUAUUAAUGAACACUUUUAUGCAGUAUAGGGAUAGGUUUCCGCAAUGCAGGGUGGAAAAGAUGAAAAUUAUGCUUCAAGAACUAUGUGCCAUGACUCCAGAGUAAGUUAGUUUGUGCACAAUGCGCAUGAAUGAAUAUUUAAUUUUUAUUUUUCUUUAAAAUUAAAAAAAAAUAUUUUCAUUAGAAGUUUUCAUACAUUUUAUUCAAUGAUAUUAUCAUAUGAAAAUCGUGUUUUUCAUAUAUUUACUUAUUUUCGGGCAAAAAUGUUGCGGGAGAACAUAAAAAAAUCGCG